AAGAGUUCACGUGUGGGUUUGUUUUCGGACCGAGCGGAGACAGGAAGUUACUCCCUUGUCGGCUUUGUUUCCAUGGUAAUGGCAAUAUGGCAGAACUCUUGACUUGGGUCUUCGAUCGCUACAGUCCUCGGGGACGCGAGUCGUCUCUUUCUCUUUCUCCUCCUGAGGGAGAAGCCCGCUCACUGUCUUGUAUCCUGCUGGGGGGCCGGGGUUGUGGCAAGACGUGCCUUCUGUUUCUAACAGCGGUGAUGGCGGCUUCCGAACUGGGGCGGAAAGUCAUCUUUCUGAGCCCCACUCCGAUCCAGACCCUCCCUGCUCCGCUGAUGGAAGCGCGGGCAGGCUUGGACCCCGCUAGCCUGAAAAAAAUCAAGUUCGUGUACCCCCGGACGGCGGAGGAGCUUCUGCGGGACGUCGCGUGCCUGCACGAGGCAGCCGGCGCGCCGCCCUCCCUCCUCAUCGUCGACGGCUUGGAGUGCUACCUGCGCUGGGGAGGGGAGGGCGAGCAGGCGCACCAGAUGGCCGCGCGCCUCUCCGCCCUGCUGUGCGACACCUCCACCUUCCUGAGCCGGGCCCGCGCCGGGGCCCCCGGAGACCCCCCCGCCGAGUGCCAGCUCAUCGUGUCCUUGGAUACCCACCCGGAACGCGGAGCCGAGGCGUCGGGCAGCGAUUCGGUCCUCUCCGUCUUCGAGCGCUACUUCCCCGUCAGGUGCACGCUGGGAAGAGACGCCAGCUGUGCAGGGACAAGAGCUUGCCGGAUUUAUUUCUCCGGUUUCCAGCAGACGGAAGGACGGGACUCUGGACUGGGACGCCAUUGGGAGCUGGUCUAUACCCCAAGCGGAGCCAUGGAGUUUACCCCAAUCCCAGAAAAGAGCCAGGAAUGAGAUUCCCUUGUGGCUGGAAAU
Messenger RNA from Lepisosteus oculatus (spotted gar), 902 nucleotides. It is a transcript of the gene swsap1, whose product is annotated as SWIM-type zinc finger 7 associated protein 1. Lineage: Eukaryota; Metazoa; Chordata; Actinopteri; Semionotiformes; Lepisosteidae. Gene Ontology annotation, molecular function: single-stranded DNA binding. Gene Ontology annotation, biological process: double-strand break repair via homologous recombination. The record is from RefSeq and is a predicted model, not a curated record. Gene Ontology annotation, cellular component: Shu complex.